AGGCGGCCCUGAGGGGGUGUGUGGCAGGGGUUUCCAAGCCCAGCACCAGCACUCUUGCCCUUUUCCAUCAGGGGUUCAGCCUAGGGUUCCCCCCUGGUGGGCGGCUCCCGAGUUUUGGAGAAGAGCACGAGAACCUAGACCGCCCCUGAGGUGCGGAGACCCCCUGGGCAGGCUGAAAGAUGGCGGCGGCGGCGUCUGUCUCUGCGGCUUCUUGUUCUCAGUUGUCGGGCGCUGUCAGUCCAGCUUUUGACGCAAUUCUGGAGGACGGCGGGUGUGCCUAGAUUGCUCCGCGCUCCCGAAGCUUCCAUUCACUGUUCUUCUGUCGAGGCUGCAGCCUCUGGCUCCCAGUGAAACUGGGCUGGCUCUCUCUGUUCCCCAGCCCUCAUUCACCUUUUGGCGUAGCAACCCCGGUUGCCUGACACUCCCAAGGACCGGCUGGGAUAACCGCCCACUCCCUGGCCUGCGAAAACGUAGCUCCUUUGGUCACGUGGGUUCAGCGGCCCCUCUAGGAAACUCGCCAGAUCAGAACAGCUUAGCUGAGCCAUCAAGGUCUAAUGGAAGCAUGGUUCGGCAUUCUUCAUCUCCAUAUGUAGUAUAUCCUUCGGAUAAGCCUUUCCUUAAUAGUGAUCUACGACGCUCCCCAAGUAAGCCUACACUUGCCUAUCCAGAAAGCAACAGCAGAGCCAUAUUUUCUGCUCUUAAGAAUCUUCAAGAUAAGAUUCGACGCUUGGAACUUGAGAGGAUUCAGGCAGAAGAAAAUGUGAAAAGCUUAUCUAGAGAAACAAUUGAAUAUAAGAAAGUACUGGAUGAACAGAUACAAGAAAGGGAGAAUUCAAAGAAUGAGGAAUCAAAGCACAAUCAAGAACUGACAUCUCAGUUGUUAGCUGCAGAAAAUAAAUGCAAUCUAUUAGAAAAACAAUUGGAAUACAUGCGAAAUAUGAUAAAGCAUGCCGAAAUGGAGAGGACAUCUGUCUUAGAGAAACAAAAAAAAAUGCAAGAGUUGGAAGCAAAACUCCAUGAAGAAGAACAGGAAAGGAAACGCAUGCAAGCUAAGGCAGCUGAGUUGCAGACUGGUCUAGAAACAAAUAGACUUAUCUUUGAAGAUAAGGCAACUCCACGCGUUCCCAAUGCAAGAAGAAUUAAAAAAAAGAAGUCAAAACCACCAGAAAAGAAAAGUUCUAGGAACUAUUUUGGUGCACAACCACAUUAUAGAUUAUGCUUGGGCGAUAUGCCAUUUGUAGCUGGGAAGUCCACAAGUCCUAGCCAUGCCGUGGUAGCCAAUGUUCAGCUUGUCUUGCAUCUGAUGAAGCAACACAGUAAAGCUUUGUGCAAUGAUCGAGUCAUCAACAGUAUUCCUUUGGCAAAGCAACUAUCUUCACGAGGUGGUAAAAGUAAGAAGUUGUCAGUAACACCUCCCUCCUCCAACGGUAUUAAUGAGGAGUUGUCAGAAGUCUUACAGACUUUACAGGAUGAAUUUGGGCAAAUGAGCUUUGAUCACCAGCAGCUUGCAAAACUUAUCCAGGAGUCGCCAACCGUUGAACUGAAAGACAAGUUAGAGUGUGAAUUGGAGGCAUUAGUGGGAAGGAUGGAAGCAAAAGCCAACCAAAUAACUAAAGUUCGAAAAUACCAAGCCCAGCUGGAGAAACAGAAGUUAGAGAAGCAGAAGAAGGAAUUAAAAGCUACCAAAAAGACUCUUGAUGAAGAAGGAAACAGCAGCAGCCGUUCUAGAAUCACAGGGACCACAAAUAAAGAUUUUACCAAACUGAGACCUGGAGAAAAAAGGAGAAAAAAUCUUCAGUUAUUGAAGGACAUGCAAAGCAUACAGAAUUCAUUACAAAGCAGUAGUUUGUGUUGGGAUUACUGACUCAUAACCAGGUCAGAAAUUUUAUUCAGAUAAUCUGUACCUCAUCAAUCAGAUGAUGACAAUUUACUUCCCAGGUCUCAUACUCACUUAUGUUGGAAUUAAUAGCAGGUGUUUAGGGACCCAGGCUUCAUUACACAGGCUUUUCAUGUAUGCAGGAUGACUCAAUGUUAAAGCAUUUAAAUGGAAACCAGGGGAGUUUUAAAGCCUGAGAAACCACACAUAAUCUUGUUUUGUUGAGAUGAGUUUGCUGUACUGGUAUAUUGCACUUUGUAAACAGAUUACCAGUUUUUUACUUGUGGGUGUGAUUUUUUAAAAUAGUUCUUUAUAUAUAAUUAAAAUUAGGUUUAAAUUUUGAAAAUAUGAGACUAUGCUAUAGGCAGUGCUUGCUUGAAAAGUCUCAUUUUUAAAUCUCCCUGGCAUGAAGUGCCCACUUCCCCUUUCCAAAGCAACCAUUAAACAUACUUUGUUUCUACUAUUGGUGGAGUUUUUCUAUAUUUAAAAAUAUAUAUUUCAGAGGAUUUUUAUUUUGCUUUUUGGCAUUUCAGACUUUGAUCAGUACUAAGUGCACUUGUAUUGCUUUUUAAUCUGUUAAUUUUUUAAAGACCCAAGCAGUCAUUUUGAGUUGUAUCUAUAAAAAUUAUAAAAGGACUUUUGAAAGUAUAAACAAAUUAUCAGUGAAAUAAAUGAGAUUUUAGAAUAAAUUGAGAAUGGGAGAAGGGGUAUGUUGUGAGCAUAUACCUUCACAGUUCUUAAUACCUGCUUUGUAAUCAUGAUAUUCCGUCAAGGCAUUAUGGUUUUAAAUCUUGAAACUUAGAGAACCCUUUGAAUAUUUGCUUUUACUGGUGUACAGUAUGAGUGGAAUAUGAACUGUACACAUAAUUAUCAUGUUGAUAUAAAUCAUAAUUUCAACUAGAUCAAGACAUGUUAACUUUUUAUAAAUUUAAAGUCAAUAAAGCACCUUUUUAAAGGAAACACUGCAACUUUCCUUAACAGCCUGUUAAUAAAGGCUUUGUGAUAAGCUCUCAAAAAAUGCAUUUCUAAAUAGGACAUCAAUGUAUUGAUGAAGAGAAAAAACUAGUACUUAGUUGCCAUACUCAUGCUUACAUAGAAAGAGAGCCCAAGAAUAUUAGAUUUCCUCAUGAUACAAGAUACUACAGUAACAGGCUUUAAUUUAGGAUCCUUAAAUAGAUUUUGGGGUAUUAUUUGUGACUCUCCUGAAAUUGUAAACUUGUGCUUGUGUGUCCGGUUUUCUAAUGAGUAGGUUUGUAGCUUGAUCGAAUUAAUAAUUGUGAGCCCAUAGACACAAGGGAAGUGAGAAACAGUGCUCUGGUGACAUGAUAAAUAUAUGUGUCAACCACCAUUUCAACUAUUAAAAACUCCUGUUAUCUCCUUGUUUGAAUUUCAGGUCAUUAAAUUGUAUAACCAUCAUUUGAA
Symphalangus syndactylus (siamang) is the source of this 3298-nucleotide messenger RNA. RefSeq names its product centrosomal protein 57 (gene CEP57). Gene Ontology annotation, cellular component: centrosome. The record is from RefSeq and is a predicted model, not a curated record. Gene Ontology annotation, molecular function: identical protein binding; microtubule binding; gamma-tubulin binding. NCBI's taxonomy places the organism in Eukaryota, Metazoa, Chordata, Mammalia, Primates, Hylobatidae.